Molecule: messenger RNA, 6136 nt
Organism: Epinephelus fuscoguttatus (brown-marbled grouper)
Lineage: Eukaryota; Metazoa; Chordata; Actinopteri; Perciformes; Serranidae
Gene: ndufaf6
Product: NADH:ubiquinone oxidoreductase complex assembly factor 6
Exons: 9
Coding region: 213-1205 (330 amino acids)
Biological process (GO): mitochondrial respiratory chain complex I assembly; biosynthetic process
Cellular component (GO): mitochondrion
Source: RefSeq, a predicted model, not a curated record
CAAACGAUCAUGUUAUGUCACUGAUAUAUUUGUGUGAUUCUGACACGAUAUCUAACACAUUUACUGUUUCAUAUUUUAUCUGUAAGGUGUAUUAAUGUUAACAGAUGAAUAGCGACUCUUUUUAAUCAAAUGAAGCGUAUUUUAAAGUGAAGUCUGGCCGGAAUGUUUUUAACGUGACACAAGCUACAUAAGGGUGAAAGUUGAAGGGGAACAUGGCAGCAGGCAUCAGUGCUAAACAUGGAUUACUGAGCAGUAAAACGUCGCUGUAUCACACUCUUCACAGACAGAUCUUACCCAGCAUCUGUGUCCAGAGAGCGGCUGAGAUCCAGAGUGUGAGAGCGGCAACCAGCGCGACAACAGACUCACAGUUCAAUGAGAAGUACUGUCUGGAGCUGGUCAGGUCCAGAGACUAUGACGGCUUUGUGUCCUCCCUCCUUCUCCCAGAGGAGGCACGGCGCUCCUCUUUGGCUCUGAGAGCCUUUAAUGUGGAGCUGGCACAGGUGAAGGACGCCGUUUCCCAGAAGACCAUUGGCUUGAUGCGAAUGCAGUUCUGGAAGACGGCCAUAGAAGAAAUCUACAGAGACGAGCCUCCGAACCAGCCGGUCAGCGCCGAGCUGUGGAGGGCGGUGAGGAAACAUUGCCUGACCAAGAGAUGGCUGCUGAGGAUCAUAACAGAGAGAGAGAAGGAUCUGGAUGACAGAGCCUACAGAAACCUGCAGGAGCUGGAGAAGUAUUCAGAGAACACACAGUCCUCUUUAAUAUACCUGCUGCUGGAGUGUUUAGGGUUGAAAAACGUCCAUGCAGACCACGCAGCGAGUCACAUCGGUAAAGCUCAGGGAAUCGUGACGUGUCUGAGAGCGACUCCUUAUCACAGCAGCCGACGGAAAGUCUACCUGCCCAUGGACAUCUGCAUGCUGCACGGAGCUUCUCAGGAGGACUUCAUCCGCGGCAGCCGGGAGCAGAACGUCCGGGAUGUGGUGUACGACAUCGCCAGUCAGGCUCAUGUACAUCUACAACACGCACGAUCUUUUAGCAGUGACGUCCCAGCACCUGCCAGCCUGGCCUUCCUUCAGACGGUGGUGUUGGAGGACUACCUGCAGCGAGUGAGGAGGGCAGACUUUGAUGUUUUCCACCCCAGCCUGAAGAACAGAAACCCGCUGCUCCCCCUCCAGCUGUACUUUCGCUCCUGGAAGAAGACCUACUGACAUCAAUCCUCCUCCUCCUCCUAAUCUUUCUCCCCCUGCAGUGAUCCCAGCUGAUUCACUGCCUCUGAAGUCUGCAGGACUGAAGCCCAGAGGACAUCACCUCUCUGGGGGAUUGUGCUUGAAGCACACAUUGCCUCAGGUCCACACAGAAUCCCGGACUUGUUUUAAACCACUGAAGUUUGUCUCCUUAAUAAAAACCACAGAUCACAGCAGAGACACCGACCGCUGAUUCUCAACCUCUGGCUCACACACCAGCUCUGAUCCUUAAAAUAUUCAGGCUCAGUGUUUGAGCCCAGGGAGUUCCCUGGAGAUGAGUGUCACCACCAGAAUUAAAGCAUUUAGUAUUUUAUUCCUGAACGUAGAGGUGUUAAACUGUGACCACAUGUUUUAUGUGAGCUUAAAGGGUAAUUCCAGUUUGUUAUAACUUGUUUUUGUAGUUUGAGCCAAUCAUUUUCAUUAAUAACAAAAGCGCUGACGUCUUCUGGUUCGCUGGUCGACUGGUCGGACAGAAGACGUUCAACGUUGGAUUUAUGAUCACAGAUUUAUUUUACAAAGUCCCCAAAAAGUUGGAUCACAAAGCUUCUGAAAGGAAUGUGAGCUUCUGGGAGAAACACUGUAAGUCUCCUACAUGCGUUCCACGAUAGUUAACAUUAGUAAAGUUAUGAUGACACUGUCGACCUCAGAGUUAACGUCUAUAGGCUGCAGUAUGUCAGAUUUUUCUCAUCAGAAAAGGUGAGACAGACUCACAUGUAGCUCUGCUUCAGUGAUACAGUACACAGUUUAUUAUAAAGCCCUUAAAGAUUCGCGUUGAGACAAAACCGCUUUACAUUGUUGCAGAGAAUCGAUUGGUUAGAGAGUAGGUAGAAUUUCAGCCGAGCAAGAUUUUCUUUAUUUGACUGCAGCCCUAAACAAUAAUAAUAUCAUCUAAAUUAAUGACUGAGAUCUGGAAAUACGGUGACAUCAGUACGAAGAAGUCUAAGGUCGAGGAACAGGAGCAGUCAGACGAUCAGACGGGUUUUAAACAAACCAAGAAAAAUGUCAGACGAAGGUGAACAGGAUGACGACAACUGUCCGACUGAAAACAUCCAUUACAGCUUACAGACCAAGUACACGAGGAAGAGACGUUUAUCUUUGUCACGUUACAUCACAAGCUUGUGGUUUGACCAAAAUGUUUAAUACUUCUAUUUUAAAGAUCGUUUUUACAGAGUGAUUUCCUGUUGUUUUUUCACAGUAAAGGCCCCCACUGAAAACACAAUGAAACACAUGCAGGAAGUUUGGGCUGCACUGGGGUUGCAAAUUGCAAACACUUUGCUUAAUCGAUACCAAACAAUACCAUUUUGUGUCCUCAAUCAAAGCUCACAGCAACAUAUUGCACAUUAUCUGUAGAGUUCUCAACGGGCUGAAAAAUUACAGCCCAUACUGAACCAACCCGACCCACGUGAGCUCACUCCACUGCUCUGUGAAACUAUCAGGGAGCUCAGUGUUUUCCUGUUACAGUGAGGGGUUCAAAAACAUUUAAGGUGUUCAACUCUCAGUUUGACCUCCAAAUAAAGUGGUUUAAACCCUUAUUGAUCCCCACAGCGUGAGCUCAGGUGUUUCAACGGCACAAAGACAGAAAUAAGUACAUACAGAGGAGAAGUGAAAAUAAAUAAGAUAAAUAAUAAGAGGUAUAUACAACUAGAAUAGGAGUAUGUAAUGCCCCACCCUUGGGCAAACCUGUGGGGUGAACAAAACUCCACCACUGACCCAAAAUAACAACAUAAGACACCUUUUAAAAUGAUCAAACCCAUGGAAUGUAUUAACAAAAGUCAUGCAAACAAGACUCUUAAAUCCCAGGCUGAGGCAGCAGGACCAAUAGUCCACACACCACAGGCUGCUGACACAGGAGCUCUUAAGCACCUCUCUCCCCAGCCAGGUGCAAUCCAUCCCAUAAAAAUGGGAAGAGCCAUUAAAGACGAAGUUCGGAAGUGAAGCAAAAAUAAAAUCAUACUUCAAACUUAAAGAAAGAAACAAAAAGCGCUGGAGAGCCCAGCCCAGAGAAACAAAAGAUAGGGAAGUCACUUGGAGCUCAUCACCUGAAACUGAAACUAAACAAAAUCAGAGAACUGGGCCCUAUUUCAGAGAGCAGGCUCAACAAAAACUGAGCCCAAUCCCUGAGUCUGAGCUGGGAAACUCUGAGUUUUUGGUUCCAGAACAGCUCAUCAGAAUCAGCUCAAUCAACUCUGAGUAAGUGAGCACCAAAACACAUCGUCAGUAGAGUUCAGACAACAUGAUUUUUAAUGGCAGAAAGCAGAGUUAAAAGCAGAGCCACUUAUUUCAUCCCAAAUGAACUAUUACAUCAGCUGCAGCUAAACAAAGUGAGGUGUGAUGGGAAAAGACUGCAGAACGUGUUAAUAGGUGAAGUGGUGUUAUAUAAUGUCAUGAGUCAAUGCCUGUCUAAUCUACAGAAAAUAUAGAAACAUUUUCUAUCUUAACCAUGUUCAUAUAGUUAAAUAUAAUUUGCUGUAUCCUCUUAUUCAACUGCCCAAACACUCUUUGCUACAGCUCAAAAUCAAACACAAAGAUAUUGUACAGACUGGUGAGAAAUUUUACUUACACUGACGUUAUUCUGUCAAUAUUAGGCUGAGGUUAACUGAAUUCCUAAAUUGCUGUAAAAUGACUUCACAUAAUCUCCUUUAUUCUCAGAUGGAGCUAUGAUGGGAUGUGAGUCCCAGAAAUGCAGUCAAUUACACUGUGGAAUCUUUAAAUAUAUGAAAAGUAUUCAUAAAUAAGUGCAUCAUGUAUCCACGUAGAUCCAUUUCUUAAUACACUGACAAACCUGCAGUUCUGUUGAAUUCCUCCCUACCCUGGAAAUCCAGAGUUCUUGCGAGAGCACAAUUUGAAUUUGCUCAGCGAGUCACUCUGGCAAUCAGUAAUGAUGCUCAUUACCCAUGCCAUUGGAGCCGAGCUGCACCAAUCACAUCGGUGUAUCUGAUAUAGAUGGGCCAGAGGCGAGCUAAACAGAUGAUGACAGCGCUGCGACGACGAAGUCCAGAAUCAGUCAGUAAACACUGCAAGAUGGCUACGGAUGAACACCAGUUGUUUGAAACGGCUUUGGCCGCUACAAUGAACGAGUUAGACUUGGCUUUUUCUCUAAAAGAGGAACAGAAGACGGCGCUCAAGUCUUUCCUUUGCAAGAAGGAUGUUUUUGCUGUUUUGCUGACCGGAUACGGCAAGAGUCUAAUCUACCAGUUAGCUCCACUGGUAGCUAAGCGUUUACGUCACCCCGUGUAUUGUUCUGAUUGGUCGUAGUGUUAUCCACUUGUGUGCAGUGAUAUUUUCAAAUGCAUGCUUGGUGCCGCCCCUCGAGUUGGGCCAUUUGCAUUACUCGUGGCCAGACCCUAAAUCUUUCUAGAUUUUGGGUCUGGAUUUCCAGGCUAAGGGAAAACCACAAAAACGGGCAAAAGUAUUUCCAGAGCCAGAGACACUUUUCUUACGGCUCGACAAACAGUUACCUCACUGAUCAGUGUCUCUGAUGUUAGAAAGAAAAGAAUCAAAGGGCAGUGCAUAAAAUUUGCUCCAAUGAUAAUGUAAAUCCAAGAUGUGUAAUAUUUGAUGUAUCUGGGUGGAACAGGUUGUUAAGAUAAAUGACAGAGUGUGAGGUGAGACUGUGUCUUUCAUAAAGACACUGCUUCGGGGAGGAUAAGACAUCCAAACGGGGUCUAAUCACCUGAUCCUGACACAACAGCCUCUGAAUAAACUGUGCCUCAACGUCCACGACUUCAUUCACAAAAGGACACGCCAUGUCUCUCAUUGCUGCUACACGCUCAGCAGGCGAUCAGCCUCAGGCUUGGAUGAAGCAGUUAGUUUUCACUAAGCCCGCUUUCUGAAAUAGGGCCCUGAAUUACCAUCAAUUUCCAAUCCGAACUUAAAUAACAGACCCAACACACUAAAUCAUUCUGGGAAACAAGGCAGGAAGAAAAACCACAACUACUGCUGUUCUGCUGCAGGCGUGUGUCUCUAACACCCACUCUGCCACUCAGCUUCCUUUAUUCUCUCCUUCCCAAGUACUCUCAAGUGCCGCCCUGCAGAACGAGACAGAGGUAGAGAGGAGUGAAAGAGACAUAAAACAAUGACACCCACUAGAGUAUGCAAUAUAAUGUAUGCAGGGCCACACGUAACACUGUGCAAGAGUUACCCUUUAAAGGAGUGAGAAGAAGAAGAAGACAGACAGGGAGAGACAAAGAGUCAGUCUGACGCCAACGCGGCAAAUCCUGGUGGAGAAGCUGCUGUACGGCUGUCAGGGUUACUAUGGUAACAGAGGAUUUUUAGUCAUUCGUAACAGUAUUUUCAGGCCACCAGUAACUUAAGUUUGGUUUUUAUUUCAGUGUUAACAAAAACAGAUGUAACAGUAAUCGUCCUCUGACAGUCGGGCUCAGUGAGGUUGAAUUUUUUGUUUGUUUGUUGGGAUCUUUUGUUCGUUCCUCUUCUGUCUCAUCAAGGCUUCAGGGGAAAAUAUUACAGAGAGCUUUGAUCUCACUUGGUCCACAUCAUAUUCAGUAGUAUGAUGGAGCCACUCGGUGCAGAGAGUGACUCUCAGAGGGAGAGCCAAUCAAUACCAAGAACAAAAGACAGUGACGGGGAUGUUGUUCAGCAGGCAGGGAGCAUCCAGUAAGGAACAUUUUUAUCUUUGAAACAACCCGCUACUUCCUGCAGAGUGUCCGAAGUUUCCAACUGCACAGAUACACCAAUUUGUGUGUGUCACUGUCAGUGUGUGGUUCUCCUGGGUUCAAAUUUAUCAUCUGCAGCUGUUAUCCAAGCACACUGACCUGCUCCAUGACAGGUCUGUUUCACACUGAAGAUCAUCGCGGAGGUCGAGGAGCGAUGGGAGGACCAAUCACAGACUGAGACAGUCCGACUGUACUGAACUAACAUGAAGUUACACCUGUCAA